Molecule: messenger RNA, 1242 nt
Organism: Drosophila innubila
Lineage: Eukaryota; Metazoa; Arthropoda; Insecta; Diptera; Drosophilidae
Product: ester hydrolase C11orf54
Exons: 2
Coding region: 132-1100 (322 amino acids)
Cellular component (GO): nucleus
Molecular function (GO): zinc ion binding; hydrolase activity, acting on ester bonds
Source: RefSeq, a predicted model, not a curated record
UUCACAGUCGUGUUUACAACGAUCGUGUGAAAACAACUAACAGUUGCAGUCGGAGCUUUAAAACAACAACAACAAAAACAACAACAACACCACAUGUAAUAGGAGCUGCUACCAAUAAAAAGUGUAAUAUCAUGAGCCAAAGUCAACUCAACACAUCUCAACUAAUCUUUGAGGAGAAGCCACUGCAUGUGCCGAGUCUGGAGGAACUGCAGAGUGUUAUACAGGGUGUACUGAAAAAGAACUUUGCAACGGCAUGUGUAAGUGUGGGCGACUGUCCCGAUUUGAAGGCACCUCAAUACGGACUUGUGGAAUCGGGAUUGGGAGGGAAACCAACUUUACUGGAAGUCGGUGGUCCGCCGUAUUUAUUGCCGCUUGUGCAGCGCAACAAGUUGUACAACAUUACGGAGAUUACACGCAAGAUACAGGGUCCUGGUAAGAUAUUUGCUGUAGGUGCCGGAGCUGGACCCUAUCCCAUUCGCAGCUCCAACUGUGAAGGCAUCUAUAACUUGUCGGUCAGUGCAAAGGAUGAGUUGACCAAUGGCAGUUACACGGCCACGGUGCGAGGGGAGCACGAGGAAUGCGUGCUAGAGCGCAUACCGAGUACGGAACCGCGCUGUGCUCUCCUCCUGAAUCUCUACCUGAGCCGGGGAGAGGCCGGACCCGUGUUAAAGAUCUGCGCCAAGCAGCGCAAAGGUGAACUUAACUUUAUUGAGUGCAUACGCAAGGGACUGGAGGAGCACUAUGGUGACCAGGUGGUCGGCUUGGGUGGCAUUUUUGUGAUCAAAAAGGGUGCCGCCCAUCAGCACGUGAUGCGAGAUUUCAGCAAGACACCCAUUAAUACCGAUGAUGAGGUCAAUGAGUGGCUCAAAUUCUACGAGAUGCCCGCACAACUGAAUGCCCUUGGCACCUUGGUGACCAAAGAGCACGACCUCGAUUUGCGACUCCAGCACUUUCACUCCUUCUCAUUCAGCAACUGGGGAGGUCACUAUCACUAUGACACCACGCCCGAUAUUGUCGAGUACGAGGCCUAUCUGAAUGUGGCGGAGCGUGUGGUCCGUGUGGAUAAACCACUUGACACCCACAAGGUGGGCAGAGACUAAUGUACGUUUUGAUAAGCCCUAACUAUAUAUAAAAACUAAAAAUAGACUCGUGAAAAUUUCAGUUAAAUUUUAGACCCUGUAUUUAAUAUAAACAUAGGUCCUAUAAAGUUUGUCAGAGGCGAUUUGGGCUUAAUAAGCAAUA